Molecule: messenger RNA, 5155 nt
Organism: Syngnathoides biaculeatus (alligator pipefish)
Lineage: Eukaryota; Metazoa; Chordata; Actinopteri; Syngnathiformes; Syngnathidae
Product: SRC kinase signaling inhibitor 1-like
Exons: 20
Coding region: 851-3946 (1031 amino acids)
Biological process (GO): regulation of dendritic spine morphogenesis
Cellular component (GO): actin cytoskeleton; postsynaptic density; cytoplasm
Source: RefSeq, a predicted model, not a curated record
CUAAUCACAGUCGUUGAACUUUAAAGGUAAAGAGCGCGAAUCGUUACAAACCCGAUAGACAAUAUUGUGUGUUCAUAAAUAAGUUAUCAAUAAAAAAAAGAAAAAGUAACGGUUCGAUUUGCAAGACGUUUUGAAAGUUGGCAGUGACGCUGUUGACGACCAUUUUCCAAUAAACGUUGCUGUCUGGAAAGGAAUGUUGAUUUUAUUCAAUUGUUCCUAUUUAGUAUGUUGUUACUCUUUAGUGUGUUCAUUAUUAAUGUUCCAGUUAUUUGUUUUGGAAUCAAAUCAAUGAAAGAUGUUUUUCUGGAAUUUGAUAGCCGCACGCAUCAGUUUGAUGCGCGCUCAAAUUGUCCCCGCGCCGAAUCGGAUGUUUUCCGCCAUCGGAACCCGGAACUCUGCGGUCCCGUCGUGUUGUUUCCACUGUGAGGACGGCAGCCAUCGUUCCAAACAUGUCCACGUAGAAAACGAUAACUACGUAGCUCGGUAGACAGUCAAUGGAGAUGUCGUUGAUAGAUGAGAUGGGCUCCGGCACUCCCCUGGCGAACCUGCUGAGGACGAGCGGGAAAGAAAAGGGAUGGAUGGACCCGGUACCGUUGCCUUGCCCUCCCUCACCCGGCCCCACUACUUUUUUUGUCCCCCUGCCAUGUGACCUGUGACGCCAUCGGCAGUCGCCAAGCGCGCCGAUUUUGCCGAAGUUGCUCAUUUUCAGUGGCCAAGAUGGCGCCGAGCCUCAAGUUGGCGCGUCCCAAAAAGAGGACUCCUUCACCCGUCUUUGGCUCGCGCUGAGGGGGCCGCGACCACCACGACCGUGGCGGCCUGAGGAAGAGGAGGAGGAGGAGGCGCACUCGGAAUGGGCAACUCGUCCUUCGCAGCGGAGGCCAUUUUGAGAGCCGAAGACGUUCAAGGACGCCGGAACGUUCGCCUCCUCUCCUCCUGUCGGGAAACGCGCGGCAGGCGCUGCGGCGGAUUAACGUCAAGUCGUCGAGAGAAGAGAAAGACUCCGAUGAUCUCCGCCGGCGAUGGCCAAUUCCCCCGGGACUACAGCGGCGGGGCGUCGACGUCGCCGGAUCGGCGCCGCAGGUCGGCGGCGGCCGGCGGCGCCGACGCCCCGAACGGCGGACUUGGGAAACUGUCGCUAGGGGGCGCCGCUCGAGGACGACAGCAACAAGCUAACUACUGGAGCUUCAAGAGUCGGACGCCGCGGCCCAGCCCCACGCGGACCGGCCGAGUUCCCGGCGAGCGUCCGGACGUCACGGCGGACUUCCACGCGCCCGGCGGCUUCAGCCGCGCCGACCGACUGCGCCGGAGUCUCCCGCUCGCCCGAUCCUCCGCCAACCCGGCCAAGCUGCACACGCCAGGCGUCCUCUUCCUGCAGCUGGGCGAGGAGACCCGCCGCGUGCACCUGACCCACGAGCUGUGCAGCCUGGACACCCUGCGGGCGCUCAUCGUGCACAUGUUCCCGCAGAGGCUCAGCAUGGCGACCCUCAGGUCUCCCGGCACGGCGCUGCUGAUCAAAGACGAGAGCCGCAACGUCUUCUACGAGCUGGAGGACCCGCGAGACGUCCGCGACCGCUGCGUGGUCAAAAUCUACUGCAAGGAGCCCGCCGUCUACGGGACGUACCCGGGACGCCGCGACUGGCGCCCGCUGGCCAACGGCGACCUCAGGCGCGAGAUGGUGUACGCCCCCCAGGACUCGCCCCCCAGCCAGCGCCCGUGCCCGCCGGCCGCGGCCUCGCCGCCUCAAGGCUCGCCGUCGAGGACGCGCUUCCUCUUUGGCGGGGGCGGCGUCCGUCCCUCCUCUUACGCCGGGGCGGCGGCGCGGCGGCGCACCGCGUCGCCGGCCUUCGGGGCCUCUUCCGGCGCCAUCUUGGAACGUCGCGACGUGAAGCCGGACGAGGAGGCGGGCGGCGCCCGCGGCGUGAUGCUGCUGCGGGCCGACGAGCGCAGGGGGGGCGGCGUCUACGCCGACCCCUACUCUCUGGGCCUGGACGCCUGCGCGGGGCUCGCCGGGACGCCGCGCUCGCCGCUACCCAGUCGCGGCGACCCGUACGGCUCGUUGUACCGGCGAGGAACGGGCGGCGCGGCGGUGUGUUCCAUGAUGGAGGGCGGCGGGCUCUACCGGGCAGGCGGCGCCCUUUACGACGACGCCCACGCGGCCUCCGUGUUGGCCGUGGGUCUGCACGUGCCGCCGCCUUCCUCCCCGCAAAACAUUCCCGACGCGCGCGACGCCUACGGCGGCACGCUGCCGUCCCGCGGCUCGCCCUCCAGGGGGGAGCGUCGGCGCGACCCGCUCGUGUCGUCUGCGGGCGGCGACGGCCGCAGAAGUCGCGGGCUGACCUCGGAGCAGCUUUGCCUGAUGGCGGCGGCGGUGGCGGGAGGCGACGGGAUCGGAGGAGACGAGACGGAAACCAGGGAGCGCAUGGAGGUGAUGGAGAAGCAGAUCGCCAGCCUGACAGGCCUCCUGCAGCGAGUUCUCAGCAGAGCGGCUGAAGACCACAGCCCGGAGAAAACAGAGUCGGCCAGCGACGGCUCGGGGACCGAACCUGGACGUGCUAAAAAACGCAGAGCCGCGACGCCGUCGGCCCCCCUGGCGCUGAUGCCGCCUCCGCCUCCGAACGUGUCGCACGUGCAGAUGCAGCGCCACCUGCUGGGCCUGCAGCAGAGCACCAACGCGCUGCGUACGCAACUGUCGCAGCUGCGCCACGUGCAGCUGUCCAAUCAGGACUCCGUGAUGGCGCUGCUGAGGCAGACGGAGGCGGAGCUUAGCGUCCUGACGCUGGACGCGGCUCGCACGCACGAGGAUCCUCUGCAGAGACAGCGCCUCCUGGUGGAGGAGGAGCGCCGCAAGUAUCUCACCCAGGAGGAGGCGCUGGCGCACAAACUGCAAGACCUGGAGCGCUGGGUGGAGGAUCUUCGGGAGUCGUCCGACGCGCGGCCGAGAACGGCGGUGAGCCAGCGGGACCUGCGGCAGAAGACGCAAGAGCUGAAAACGCUGGCGGAGACGCUGGACCGCCUGAAAAGCCAGUUCCCGGGCCUGCAGAGCAAGAUGCGUGUGGUGUUGCGCGUGGAGGUGGAGGCGGUCAAGUUCCUGAAGGAGGAGCCUCAGCGGCUGGACGCGCUGCUGCGACGCUGCGACAGCAUCCGAGACUCGCUCAGCUCGCUCCGCAGUCAGGCCAGCGACAGGGAGCCCGAGGACCCGUCCGGCCAGUCGCAGACGAGUUGUCCCCGCGGCCCGACGGAGAAGACGCCUCCCGUGAGCUUUCGGAGUCGCGCCGGGCCCGAGAAAAGCCUCAACGCCCAGGCGCACGUGUCCGCCGACGUCACGCUGGCGGCGGAGCGCGACUGGGAGGAGAAGCGCGCCAGCUUGACGCAGUUCAGCGCGCAGGACAUCAACCGCCUGCUGGAGGCCACGCAGGCCCAGCUACUGAAGGCGCUCCCGGACCUGGACUUGGCCGCCAAGACCCCCGCCAAACCCGCCGUGCCCCCCAAGCCCCCGGUGGAGCACGCGGCGGGCAGAGUGCAGCUGGCGGCGCAGAAGCUGAAUAGCACGGAGGGGCCGGCGUCCCGGCGAGGAUCAGCGGACACGGGCGUGGCCAGGUGCCGCGCCGACAAGCCGUCCAAGUCUCCGCCGCCGCCGCCUCCUCGCCGGACCUUCCCGUCGCCGCUCGCCGCCCUCAACGACAAGAGCGCCAAGACGGAGGACGGCGAAGCGCCCGAGGCUCCGGUGAAGCUGAGACGGACGCCGUCCGACGCGCCCCGCCCCGCCUCCGCGCUGCCAGACGACGACGUCGGGAAGGACGUGUCGCCGACGCUCGGCGGUUCCCCGGCGUCCGUCCGAGGUCCCACGGUGGCGGCGCGCCUCAAACAUCUGGAACAAGGAGGACGAAAGUCCAAAGAGGAAGUCAGAGCCUUCCCGGGGAGCCAGCAGCAGGUCUUCCACUUCUAGAAGGCGCAGCGGCCCUCCACGGCUGGCGGGGGCGCUGUUUGCCUUUGCCGAAGCCUUUUUCUUUGUCUUCUCUGGGAUGCAAGAUGGCUUCUUUUUCUUUGGAAUUAGCUUCACGCUAGCGCGCAAUAAUCCCGCCGCACCUUUGCGCACCCUCACGGGAGGCAGGCGCUAGGAAGUGUCGUCUCGCCCGCGCACAAUGGACGCUUUGGGGACCUCUGCGGUUUUUCGCAUCGUUUGCAUGACAAUUUGUGUGUCGUCGCGGCAUCAUUUUCAUAUCAUUCCAUCAUCCGGUAAAAAAAAGAAAACUGUUUUUCCAAUUUCGCCAUCUUUGGAUGGCUACCGUGCUCGAAGUUCUACUUUGAAAAAGUCGUCGAUGGUUCAAAAAGACAAGCAAGAGAUCAACUUCACGUCGGCCCGACGCAAACGUCGCUUGGGAUGAAUCGAAAAGAGCAAAAAUACGCGCAAUUAAAAGACAUAAAUCGUGCCGUCCACUCCCCAAAACAACUUUUAAGCGUCCUAAUAGGGACGUCUGACAAAUAGCAAUAACAAAAUGGCUGCCCGGCCCCGGCACUCGGGAUGACGGAUCCCUCUGGUGCAUUGCGGCGACGCGCCGAGGCCAAAAAGUUGCAAAGACGCCGACACGGGUUUGCGUUGGCGCUCGUGCAAAAUCCCAACGUGGCCCCAAAACUCGGGCCAGCGGUGCCGAGUCUCCGGUCCUCCAAGUCCGCCGGCGCUAAUUUGGAAUGAGGACGUUGUUGCGCUCGCAAGAUGUACAGAAAAAGACAAAUACCAUUUAUGUUUUCUACUUGACUUGUUUUCUAUUUUUCUACGCACGUAACACAUCGAUUGUGUAAACGAUUAUUUUUAUGAUUUUUUUUUUUUUUUUUUUUCGGACGACCGCACCCGCACGUCGGUCGCCUUCCGGCUUCCGAUGAGUUGAUGUUCUCCGUCGUCGCAAUUAGAAUUAUUAUCGACAGAUCAAAGUGGCAUGAAAACUGUGAACAAUAUGCACGCCGACCACUGGUCACGAUGACAAGAAUAAUAAUCGUAUGAAUUACGUCAUCGCUGUUGUCAAAACUUGAGUGUUUGGUGAAACGAAAAAGUGGGGCGCGACUCGUGCCGCUCGCUGUGGGGUCCCCGUGACGCCCCCCAACUUGUACUUUUCUACGUCCUCCUCCUGUUUUGUGACAAUAAAAGUGGUCGCCUCGU